Anopheles cruzii is the source of this 384-nucleotide messenger RNA. RefSeq names its product ejaculatory bulb-specific protein 3-like. The record is from RefSeq and is a predicted model, not a curated record. Lineage: Eukaryota; Metazoa; Arthropoda; Insecta; Diptera; Culicidae. The transcript has a single exon. Bases 1 to 384 code for a protein of 127 amino acids.
AUGAAACUGUUCGUAGCCAUCGUUUUCGCCGUGCUGGCCAUGGUGGCCGCUCAGGAUCAGUACACGACCAAGUACGACGGUAUCGAUCUGGAGGAAAUCCUGAAGUCGGACCGGCUGUUCAAUAACUACUACAAGUGCCUGAUGGACGAGGGACGGUGCACCCCGGACGGCAACGAGUUGAAGCGUAUUCUGCCGGAAGCCCUACAGACCAAUUGUGCCAAGUGCAGCGAGAAGCAGAGGGCAGGGGCGGUCCGGGUGAUCAACUACAUGAUCGACAAUCGCAAGGAGCAGUGGGAAGCGCUACAGAAGAAGUACGAUCCGGAGAAUCUGUACGUUGAAAAAUACCGGGAGGAAGCCAAGAAGGAGGGCAUCAACCUGGAAUAG